This is a messenger RNA of Alosa sapidissima (American shad), 5189 nucleotides long. Its product is annotated as un-named sa1261. The transcript has 3 exons. The coding region runs from base 1 to 1272 and encodes 423 amino acids. Gene Ontology annotation, biological process: peptidyl-threonine phosphorylation; peptidyl-serine phosphorylation. NCBI's taxonomy places the organism in Eukaryota, Metazoa, Chordata, Actinopteri, Clupeiformes, Clupeidae. Gene Ontology annotation, molecular function: ATP binding; protein serine/threonine kinase activity. The record is from RefSeq and is a predicted model, not a curated record.
AUGACCUCGUCCUCCUCGCCCCACGUCUCCCGCGCCUCCAUCGACAUUCUGGAGGAGCUGCAGCUCAUCGCCGCUCAGAACAUGGAGAAGCUGGAGAUCAACCGGUACUAUGAGGUCAUCCGCGAGCUGGGCAAAGGGACCUACGGCAAGGUGGACCUUGUAGUCCACAAAAUCAGAGGCACUAAAAUGGCCCUGAAGUAUCUGCGGAAGAAGACCACCAAGCUGAAGAGCUUCCUGCGAGAGUACAGCAUCUCCCUCUACCUGUCGCCCUGCCCAUACAUCAUCAACAUGCACGGCAUCGCUUUCGAGACAGACGACUACUACAUCUUCGCCCAGGAGUACGCCUCCGCCGGUGACCUCUUCGACAUCAUUCCACCCCAGGUGGGUCUCCCUGAGGCUGUUGCCAAGCGCUGUGUCCGCCAGGUGGCUAUUGGUCUGGACUUCCUGCAUGGCAGGAAGCUGGUGCACCGCGACAUCAAGCCCGAGAACGUGCUCAUCUUCGAUCGCGAGUGCCACAAGGUCAAGCUGUCGGACUUCGGCAUGACGCGGCGCGCCGGCUCACCGGUCAAGCGCGUCAGCGGCACCAUCCCGUACACGGCCCCCGAGCUGUGCGAUGCCUCGCGGCGCGACGGCUUCCUGGUGGAGCCCAGCACGGACGUGUGGGCGUUCGGCGUGCUCCUCUUCUGCAUGCUCACGGGCAAUUUCCCGUGGGAGAAGGCGCUGCCGUCGGACGCCUUCUACGAGGAGUUCUCCCGCUGGCAGCGCGGCCGCUCGGCCCAGGUGCCCUCGCAGUGGCGCCGCUUCACGCCCGAGGCGCUGCGCAUGUUCCGCCGGCUGCUCGCCAUCCAGCAGGACCGCCGCUGCUCCGUCAAGGACGUCUUCGCCCACUUCGACGACUACUGGAUGCUGGACACGGAGAAUGGAAAUGUACCCGGCGUCAUCACGGGAUCGGUGUCACCUUCGGCGGUGUCGUCGGCUGGGGCGGGGGCUCACUCUUCCUCAUCCUCCGCGGGCGGCAGCGGCCCUCCCGCCGAGCUCAGCUGCUCUUCGUCGUCCGAGGAAGAGGAGCUCAUUGAACGUCUGAAGCAGCAGAGCCUGACAGCUGUGGUGACCAAGGGCGGCAUCGUCAUGGAGCCCGUGGCAGCCUCGCACUACUCCUCCUCGGUCAACAGCUCGCCCGCCUCCAACGGCGGCUACGAGCGUGGCUCUCGCGACAGCAACGGCAACGGCGGCCGCAUCCUGGUCACCACACCCAUCGAGAUUUGUGUGUAACCGUUGAUAGCCGUUUUAUUUUUGUUAGUAAGCUGUGAGGCAGAUGCAGUUUAGAUUACUACUGAAACACUGGCCACCUUGUGGUCAGGGGAGGAUGUGAAGAGAGACAAGACCGAUAAGACUGUGUAUAUGGGACUGGAUGACGGACAAUGGGAAAGGACAUGAGCUAGUUUAGACAGAGGUGACAUUUCACUUUCCAAAUUCCCAGUGUCACCGUGACAAAGUGUGAGGGAGAGAGGAAGACAAUCACAGCUCAUCCACCCUGUGUGUGAAGGAGGUGACAAGGUCACAUUAACACCCACAACAGUAAACAAACAACAAUGGAGACCAAACUGCAUCCCCUGAAAACUAACUCGAAGGACAAGACGCCUGCCCUCCAUUUUAUUUUUGCAGUGGAUCUGGCAUGAACCUCAUUUCCCUAAAGCAAUAUAUCAAAAACAACAUUGUGCAGUAAAGACCAAACAAGCAAACCUUUAAAAAGAAAUGAACAACACAAGGAAGCACAAAAAACACAGGGAUGGAUGCCUCCGCAGAUGAAGACGUGUAAAAUGGACAGUUCUGAACCAACUGUUAAGUUAUGCUUGAUUAUCAAUUUGUAAAUGCAAUGUUAACAGUGGGUCUACUGUGUUUAUAUACUUGCGUGUUUGUGGGUAUGAACCCAUGGAAGAGUUUUUUUUUUUUUUCUUGUUUGGCUGAUAUAAGUUAUUUAUUUGAAUCUUAACCUUUAUUUGUGGCCAUUCAUUUUUAAGUGGUAACAUUGGGUUUUUAAAAACAACUAACCUUUAUGACCACAGCUGCAGUUAGGGAACAUCAAACAAGGCCUCAUCGUUUGGUUUACCAAAUGUACAAAGUAUAGUUAAAUAAAAUAACAAGUCAUUUUGUGAGAGCAGUCCUGCACCAUCACCUCCCCGCCCCUCAACCACUGUUCGAGCUGUGGAAACAACAACAAAUAGUUGCCAGUCUUACUCUGAACCAGGAAAACAAAAGAGUAAUGUUUGUCCGAGAUCCAGAGAAUGGGGUCAUGUUUACAUGCUUUGGGUUUAUUACUGGAACAAUAAGCUACGGGGUUCUCUGUUUUGUAUGAUGUCACUGGGUUAGGCCCUAGCAAGGGAGUUGAGGACUUGAGAAGACUGUAUAGCUGCUACACCACAUGCUCAUGUACACAGAUGCACAUGCACAUACACACAGGUGUAAAAAACACAUGGAGGAUUUUGUUUAUCCCCCCCCUUUUCUUUGUACUCAGGUAUGUCAACAAGCCUUUCAGUAACGCUUCAAAAUAGCAUUAUUCAUAUUUGCUUUGUAACAGCAAGACAGUUAAAUGAUUACAUCACCAGAAUCUCAAAUCAUUUAGCAAUUUAGCCCCCCCCCCCCCAAACAAAGCACUUAACCCAAUAAAACCAGGUUUGGAUUAUGUAAGAAAAGUGUACUGUAGACACAGUGCUGCCAAGUAGUCAUUUGCAGAGACACAGAGGAAAUGCUUUCUGUCACAGAUUGGCAGACCACCUGUGGAGAGUGCUGAGAUCCAUCUGCAGGGAAAGAUUAUUAUUCUCCCUCUUGCCACGUACAGCGCUAUUUGGACACUUGCGUUUGCAGUGUCAUGCUAAGACCUGCUUUCUCAAGCCUGCAAAUUAACUUCCCUGUGUCAAACUGCAAAAAAAUGACUUCAGAACAUAUGGCCCACAUGGACUGAAACAUCUCUCAAGAGCAAUGCUGCUGUUAAGGUCAGAAUAUUUUAAAUGAAAUGAGGCGGGAGAUAUUAAUUACAUUAAUGAGUCCUUGUAAAGAAAUUGAAAUGAAGCACUGGACAGCACACUCUAACUAUAUCACUCGACUGCAAUCUACAGAACAAUACACUAUUCAUAUGCCACCAGUAUCUGUGCAUGUGGACGUACUCCUGAAGUGUUUCUAUAAUUUGCUUGCAAUUAUUUGGUUUAAUUUCUGGUACUUAAAUAUUAAUCGAAAUUAAUGAAAGUCUGUUAUAAGUGAAACAUCACAUUUGAAGAUAUGAAAAUUAGCCCCAAAUUAUACAAAAAGCACCAGUAGUUUGUUUCAGUGCCUUGCAUAACACUCCAAGCCACAAAUUCUUAAAAAAGUGAAGAAUUGAAUAUACAAGGCAUUUAAGAGAGACUGUCCAAGAUUACUGAUGUGGAAUUGAUUUAAUCACUGUAGAAAGCUGGCCUCUAGUAAACCAAGAAGAGGUUACUUUAUAGAUAUUAUGGGUAGACAGGUGUGGCAUUAUUAUAUUAAAAUUAAAUUAUUUACUACAGAUGACAGCUUAAUAUUGGGUACAAGACUGUCUGCAUUUUGAAGUUAAAGUCAUGUAACAGCAUUCUGUAAAAACGUGUUGUGUUUAUAUUGUUUCUGAAGUUGUUGAAAGUCAGUUGUUUCUCCAUAAACUCUGAGCAGAUUUCAUUUAGUGGUGACAAGCAAAAUGAGCCGAUGAAAAGUAACAGCUUUUAUGGCCGGACAUCUACAGAGCUUUCAUUGACCUCCAGGAGUAUCUCAGUUCACAUGGACAGUAGAUACUGACAGGUUAACACUACCGUAUCACCCUCAAGAUGCAGUCUGAAGUGUUUCAAGAUAAUCCCUCAUGUUCUGCUAAUAGUUUUCUUUUUUUCUCACUUAAGUUUCUCAGUGGGUGAGGCUAUUUUUUAUUAGAAUAUCUUGAUUUUCUGUAAAGCCAAGGAACUGAUUGACACUUUUGUUUUUCCUCUUAGUAAGGCAUUGAAUGAUUUGACCCCACUGUCUAUUUUAUACACAUUUUUAUGGGGUCAUCAUUUGUGUAGAUGUGUUAAAGCCAAGAGCAUUUGUUUGAAACUGCAUGGUCAAAAAUAAUAUGAAAGCCGUAUCCACACCUAUGACGUCUAUUAUGUGAUGACAUUUUGCCGUGCCACAAACUUGCAUCACUAUAAUGUUCUGGAUGUGAGGGUUACUGGUCAUUUACUACCUGCAUUUUACUGUACACUGAGAGAGAGAGCGAGAGAGAGAGUGCAUGAUGAAAGCAGCUACUGAAAAUGAAGAAGAGAAUAUCCGAUUUCUCUCUGAAUGCUGGGCAGACAGCUCUCUGUCCCCCCAGUCAUGGAUUAACAUUUGUUGGCCAUCCUGCCGUGCCCUCUGUUGUUUUACCAGAAGGAAAUCUGAGCACAUGCGAUAAGGAUGGACUUGAAAAUGACAUAAAAUUCAUUCGAAAGAGACUGACAUUCCCCUCUUCAAAAAUGGCUGGAGUUCUGCAUUUCUCAACGGCAAUGACGGUGGGUAAAGGAACAUUUUUGAGACAAAGUCCUGUAUUUGUUUGUCCUUUUUUGAAGAAAUACCUGCAUGAAUAAAAUACUGUUCUGAAAAAGACACUGGAAAUAAAUACAUAGCCUUCUUGUCAACAGUGGUACAGGUCUUUUAUUGUAGCAUCAAUGGAGCCGACCUCUCCAGAUUCUCUUCACUACUUUGAUUAACAGUUUUGCCACAGACUGUGGUACCUCUUUGUGCAAUAGUCAUCGUCUAUGGAAUUCAGUGGCUCUACUCAUGUCAAAUAAAAGGACGAGAACCUCACGUCUUUUUUUUUUUUCAAACCAUGACCCAAAGCAGUCCGUGUGGGACAAAAAAAAAAAAAAAACAGCAACAACAUAACAAAACAAAAAAAGAAAAGAAAAUGGCAUUAGAGACAGCCGUCUUGGUGUACAGUGCUGUUAGAAAUGUUAUGGAACCUCUGUGUCUCUGAUGCAUCCUCUUCAUGUGCCGUUGUGUGGUGUGUGGAAGAGUAGUGUGUAGUUUAAAAGAAAAAAAAAAAAGUGUGUCGCUAGACUCGCUACAGAACUCUUGUCUUAUACCGCAGAGCCAUCUAAUGGCAACCUGUCCUCUCCGAGACUUCUCUUUUUUUUCUUUCCUCUCAUUAAAGAUGAAAUAAAGAAAAUGGAAGCUUC